AUGGAUACAAUCAAUCUGGCUGUCAUUGGCGCCCUCGGAGUGGGGAAGUCUUCCUUCAUACAACGAGCACUAAGACAGUCUCGGCCCCCAGCUUCGAAUGUCGCGACCGUACGUGCCGAUGUCGAGGGCAUCCCCCACCUCGUCACCCUGAUCGAGCUCGACCUCGAGUAUUUCGACAUAGAAGAUGUGACUGCACCUGGCCAACAGAUCCAAUGGCCGAAGCAGGUCAACGGGCAGGUUGUUCCGCGCGUGGACGGCGCCUUGAUACUAUACGACGUUACGAGUGAGGACAGCAUCCGGGACCUCCCUCCCACACUGACUGCCCUAGGGAGCGCGUCUCUUCCAUUCCUCCUAGUGGCGACCAAAUGCGACGCGCCCGAGAACCUACGGCAAGUAGAUCCAGCAAAGAUGGCAGGCAUAGCCGCCUCCUACCCUACUUGUAUGGGUAACUACCGGACCUCACCCCAUUCGCCCGGGAGCCAGAGAGACUGUCUGCAGGUCAUGCUGAAAGCUCUCGUGGCCAAUGCAAGAGGGGCCGUUGAGAAGUCCGAGGCAGCUGGGCCUCGCCGCCGAGCAGCCUCCACUGCAAACCUUGAUGCUCCACCCGACACUAUCAAUGGCCGGCCCAUAAGUCAAAGCAGCAAGCAUAGUAGAGCAAGCUCUGAUUUGUCCCUUGUUCGAGCAUUCCAGGCGACAAAUGAUGGCUAUUACCGUGGCCAGCUCUCGCGGUCGCCCAGACUGGACUCUCAGGGUCAAGGGCCUUUUCCCGGCCCAGACACUCCGGGGGAUAACACAACCCAGACAGUCUCGAGCAUGCUGCGAACUCCGGGCAUCCGGCUCGACGCCGGCGGAGAUACCUUCCUCGACGUCGAAGAAUCCGAUGCAGAGUCGUACCGAUACUCGGAUGAUAUCCCCAUUCUACAACGAAACGACGACUUCCUGGAUAGGCAAGCAAAGAUGGCAGGCGUAUCGUUUGAUGAACUUGUAGAAAGGCUCCUUGCUCCGAGGAUGUCAAGGGCUGAUAAUAACUUUGCCGACGUCUUCCUCUGUCUUUAUCGCAAGUUUGCCGCUCCUGGGGAACUCUUGGCAGCGAUCCGGGCACGGCUGGAUCGUGUGAAGGAGGACAAGAACACCCAUUACCUCGUGAGGGCAGAAACCCAGCUGCGGAUGAUAGAGGUCGUGGCAAAAUGGCUGUCACUGUAUCCCGGAGACUUCGCCCGGCCCGUGACAAGGGAGAAUUUGGAGCAGCUGAUACGCUACCUCUCUGCCGAUCCGAUAUUCUCGGCAGCCGCCCAACAAAUGCGGGCACACCUGGACCAAAAGGUUGCGGAGGAUGACGACACGGACUGGGCACAAUCCGACGAGAUGGAACAGGGCACCGAGCCGGGAAGUGACACUGGACAGGGGGCCAGUGACCUUUCUGAGGGAGUGGGCUCGCUGCACCUGGACGACCCGAGUACCUCGGGUCAAAGGAGGCCAUCCCAGAGCUCGGAGCUAUCAGCCUCGGAAAGGUUGGGGGGGAGAGCACCGGCACGUUUCCAGUUCCACUCGUUUGAGGACUACGAACGGGAGGCUGCCACCAUGGUACCUUUGGCGGUCUUGCCGCUCACCAAAAUCCGAUACCGGUUUUUCAUGGCGAUCGACCCAGACGAUAUCGCAGACGAGAUCACACGCAUCGACUGGGUUAUGUUCUCGUCGAUCCGCAUUCGCGAUCUCGUGCGCCACGUCAGCCUGCCGGCCGACCAGAAGGAGAAGUGCAAGAGCCUGAAGAACGUCAACCGCAUGAUCAGUCACUUCAACCACGUCGCCAAGUGGGUCGCCAACGUGAUUCUAAUCCGCGACAAGGCCAAGCACCGAGCGCCCUGCCUCGAGAAGUUCAUGGUUAUCGCGUCGAGGCUACGGCAGCUGAACAACUACAACGGGCUGGCAGCGGUGUUGGCAGGCAUCAACGGCACUGCCGUCCACCGGCUGUCCCAGACUCGGGCCUUGGUCAACCCUGACGUCCAAAAGCGCUUUGCCAGGCUCGUCCUGCUCAUGGGGACGCAGAAGAGCCAUUUCGCCUAUCGGCUCGCCUGGGAGAACUCGCCGAUGCCUCGCAUCCCCUUCAUGCCGCUCCACCGGCGCGAUCUUGUUUCGGCCGAGGAAGGCAGCAGGACAUUUGUGGGUCCGCAGGGUGAUAGGAUCAACUGGAAGAAGUUCGAGGUGUUGGGAGAGGUGCUGUUGCCGAUCAUGAAGAGCCAGGGGACGCCAUACCAGAACCUCAACAGACACGAGGGGAGUCGAGAGCUGAUAUUGGAUUGCCGCAUGUUUACGGAUGACGAGGACAUAUAUCAGCGCAGUGUGCAGGUCGAGACCGGGUCAGGCGGUGCAGCCGAGUCUUCCAAGAAGAAGUUCCCAUGGCUGCCGAAGUAA
Molecule: messenger RNA, 2412 nt
Organism: Phialemonium atrogriseum
Lineage: Eukaryota; Fungi; Ascomycota; Sordariomycetes; Cephalothecales; Cephalothecaceae
Product: ras GEF
Exons: 4
Coding region: 1-2412 (803 amino acids)
Biological process (GO): positive regulation of GTPase activity; Ras protein signal transduction
Cellular component (GO): plasma membrane
Molecular function (GO): guanyl-nucleotide exchange factor activity; GTP binding; GTPase activity
Source: RefSeq, a predicted model, not a curated record